This is a messenger RNA of Naumovozyma castellii, 1779 nucleotides long. RefSeq names its product bifunctional phosphoribosylaminoimidazolecarboxamide formyltransferase/IMP cyclohydrolase ADE16 (gene ADE16). The record is from RefSeq and is a predicted model, not a curated record. The transcript has a single exon. Bases 1 to 1779 code for a protein of 592 amino acids. Lineage: Eukaryota; Fungi; Ascomycota; Saccharomycetes; Saccharomycetales; Saccharomycetaceae.
AUGGCAACUCACAGAAAAACCGCUAUUUUAUCAGUUUAUGAUAAGACAGGAUUAUUGGAUUUGGCAAAGGGAUUAACUGAAAGCAAUGUUCGUAUCUUGGCUUCAGGAGGUACCGCACAACUGGUUCGUGAAGCCGGGUUCCCCGUUGAUGAUGUUUCCACAAUUACACAUGCACCUGAAAUGUUAGGUGGGAGAGUGAAAACUUUACAUCCUGCCAUUCAUGGUGGUAUUCUAGCCAGAAAUCUGGAAAGUGAUGAGAACGAUUUGAAAGCUCAGAAUAUUGAAAAAGUGGAUUUUGUUAUUUGUAAUUUGUAUCCUUUCAAAGAAACAGUUUCUAAGAUUGGUGUUACCGUGCCUGAAGCAGUUGAAGAAAUUGAUAUAGGUGGUGUUACUCUAUUAAGAGCCGCCGCAAAGAACCACGCAAGAGUGACGAUUUUAUCCGAUCCAAAUGAUUAUGCUGCAUUCUUGAAUGAAUUAAAAUCUAAUGGAGAAAUAUCUCAAGAAUUAAGGAAUAGACUUGCCUUGAAGGCCUUCGAACAUACAGCUGAUUAUGAUGCAGCCAUUUCUGAUUUUUUCAGAAAACAAUAUUCUGAAGGUAAGGCACAACUACCUUUACGCUAUGGUUGCAAUCCACAUCAAAAGCCAGCCCAAGCAUUUAUUACACAAGAGGAAGAACUACCAUUUAAGGUGUUAUGCGGUGCUCCAAGUUAUAUUAAUUUAUUAGAUGCGUUUAACUCUUGGCCCUUAGUGAAAGAAUUAUCAGCUUCUUUAAAUUUACCAGCAGCAGCUUCAUUCAAACAUGUCUCACCAGCUGGUGCAGCCGUCGGAAUUCCCAUGUCUGACAUCGAAAAGCAAGUUUAUUUUGUUGCAGAUAUCGACAACUUAUCUCCAUUGGCUUGUGCAUAUGCCAGAGCCCGUGGUGCAGAUAGAAUGUCAUCCUUUGGUGACUUUAUUGCCUUAUCUAAUAUUGUGGAUGUUCCAACAGCAAUGAUAAUCUCAAGAGAAGUCUCUGAUGGUGUUAUUGCUCCUGGCUUUGAACCAGAGGCAUUAAAAUUGUUAUCUAAGAAGAAAAAUGGCAAAUACUGUAUCUUACAAAUUGAUCCAAAUUAUGUUCCUGAAGCAUUGGAAAGCAGACAAGUAUUUGGUAUUACGCUACAAGAAAAGAGGAAUGAUGCCAUUAUUAAUAAAUCAUCUUUCAAAGAAAUUGUUUCAGAAAAUAAAGCUCUAACAGAACAGGCUGUUGUUGAUCUUACUGUAGCCACAUUAGCCUUAAAAUAUACUCAAUCUAAUUCGGUUUGUUAUGCCAAGAAUGGGAUGGUUAUCGGGUUGGGAGCAGGUCAACAAUCAAGAAUCCACUGUACCAGAUUAGCCGGUGAUAAAGCUGAUAAUUGGUGGUUAAGACAACACUCAAAAGUGUUAGGCAUUAAAUGGGCAAAGGGUGUUAAGAGACCUGAUAAAUCAAACGCUAUAGAUUUAUUUGUAACGGGACAAAUUCCAGAAGAUGAACCAGAGAAAUCAGAAUAUGAGUCUAAAUUUGAAGAAGUCCCUAUUCCAUUUACUAAGAGUGAAAGAAAAGAAUGGUUAUCUAAACUAAACAAUGUUUCAUUAUCGUCUGAUGCUUUCUUCCCAUUCCCAGACAAUAUUUAUAGAGCAUCUAGGUCAGGUGUCAAGUUUGUUGCGGCACCAACUGGUUCUGUCAUGGAUAAGAGUGUAUUCAGCGCAGCAGAUUCAUGUGAUAUGGUUUAUGUCGAAAAUCCAAUCCGUCUGUUCCAUCAUUAA